UGUAGGGUCGAGCUAUCCAAGAGGUGUGAUCAGUUAUGAUCACAUCGGCCGUAUUUGUGUUUAGUGAUACUGUCUGAUCGGUACCGUAAUUGCGUAAUCGAAUCAUACGAAACUGCCGGCGAUUUCGUUUUGACCCACGCUCUAACUCUUUCUUAAUUCUUGCUGUGCGGAUUUUAAUUUUUGGUGAUUUUUUUUAAAUUUCCUUCAUAUGAACAUUUUCGCCGUCAGUUGCCACAUCGAAAACAUAGGGAAAUAUCAAGAAACCGUUACUCAUCAGUCAUCACUCAGUCCGACCAAAACUGAAAAAGGAGGUUGUCCGCAGCCGCAGGCUCAUUCAUGCCAUUUCUCGACUAUCCACUCCCAUAUCCAUCCCGGGAUCUACUCGCAGUAAGGUACCGGUAGUUACCGGCGGUCUACUUGAGCAGCCGUGAGUGAGUGAGUGGGAGAGGCCUAGUGCAUGUGGCCUAUGUCAUAUGAUACAUUUUCCAAGAACAACUCUUCGGUGUUUAACUACAAUGGCGGAAAAUUUGCCAUAUUUCACACAAGGCCGUGUCAUCAAAGGGUUUGGAAGAGGAAGCAAGGAACUUGGGAUUCCAACUGCUAAUUUUCCAGAAGAUGUUGUGGAGAAACUGCCUGCUGCUUUAACCACCGGGGUCUAUUAUGGCUGGGCUUGUGUAGAUGACGGAGAGGUGCACAAGAUGGUGAUGAGUAUCGGUUGGAAUCCAUAUUACAAAAAUGAAAAGAAAUCUAUGGAAACACAUAUAAUGCACACCUUUAAAGAUGACUUUUACGACUCAAUCCUGAAAGUUGGCAUCCUCGGUUUUAUGAGACCUGAAAAGAAUUACCCUUGUCUUGAUUCAUUGAUAGCAGCUAUCAAGCAGGACAUUGCAGAUGCUGAUAUGAAACUGUCACAGCCCGAUGCACUUAAGUACAAAAACGACAACUUCUUCAGGGACCCGUCUUCACAAUUAUGACAGUGAAUUAUACAUGUAGAAUAUAUUUUAGUUUACAAGAGAUUAAUUUUUUAUAGUACACAUAGAUAUAUUCUAAGUAUGUAUGUUUGUGCAACAUAGUUUUGUUUAUAUACAAAACCUUGGGGGUUUGUACUAUUUUUACCUGAUUUGGAUAGGCACAUGAUAUGUAAUCUGGCCAGAUGAUAUAUUGUAUUUAUGCUUUAAGAAGGUGAAUAAAAAAUGGACACCUGUCAACUACAUAUUUAGAAAUGGGUGAAUAUGGAAAUAAGUUAACCUUUGAAUUUAACAGUGGAAAAAAGGGGGGGGGGGUUAUGUUCUCUGUUUUUUUUUAAAGUAAGGCUAAAUUGUGAUUACAAGUUAAAAAGAAACUGCAUUUUGUAAUUGCAUGUCAGACCCCCUAACUUCUAGAUAAACUAUUUCAUUUAAAAAUGCAAUACAAAUACCUUUUUUACCCAAAGUAAAAAUCUUUUUCAGUAUGUUUAAUUUACAAAUUAUAGACACUUAAUACUUGUUUUAUGAUUAGAGUAGUGACCCCAAGAAUUUUCAUUAAAAAAAUAUUUUUUUUUUGGAAAGGAAGUAAAAAGCAAUUAGUAGAUUACAUGUACGUUUCAUUGCAAUCAAUUAAACAUUUGAGAUCUGAGGCAAAAAUUAUCCCCCUCCCCUAGGUACAUGCAAUUAUGAAAUAGUCUGUGCUGUAAAAGCAUUGUCCCAAGGUGUAUUACAUUCAGUGGUGCAUUCCCCGGGAUGCAUUGCAAUUACUCAACAUGAAACUACUGUCUGUCACCUACAAAUCACUAAACAUUCAGCUGGCAUGUUAUUUUUCAACUGAAAUAAUCAUUGUAUUCUUCGAAGCAAAAUAAAAAAAACGGGAAGAGAACAUUUUUUUUAUAUGUACAAUUCCUAAGAUGGAUGUUGGCCAGUGAAUGGUUGACAAAUUAUAGUUUUUCAAACCAUUUAAGCAGGGUGCUACAUAAGCACUUGCCCGAUUGCCCGGGGAAAGUAAAA
Molecule: messenger RNA, 1979 nt
Organism: Lytechinus variegatus (green sea urchin)
Lineage: Eukaryota; Metazoa; Echinodermata; Echinoidea; Temnopleuroida; Toxopneustidae
Gene: rfk
Product: riboflavin kinase-like
Exons: 4
Coding region: 474-974 (166 amino acids)
Biological process (GO): FMN biosynthetic process; riboflavin biosynthetic process
Cellular component (GO): mitochondrion
Molecular function (GO): riboflavin kinase activity
Source: RefSeq, a predicted model, not a curated record